CGCCCCCUGCUCCCAACACCCGGGUUUCACCCCGCCAUGGUUCGCUUGGCGCUGCUGUGCGUGCUCUGGGGCUACUUGCUGACAGCCGUCCACCCAGAGGCACCUCCUAUGUGCACGGAAAAUCAAUUCCCACGAGACAAUGUGUGCUGUGAUAAGUGUCCACCAGGAGAGAAGCUGGUGGAUGAAUGCACGGAGUUCAAGGCCACGCAAUGCGUUCGCUGCCAACAAGGCGAAUUCCUAGACACCUGGAACAGAGAGAGACACUGUCGUGUGCACAGAUACUGUGACCCCAAUCUAGGGCUCCAGGUCCAGAAAGAGGGCACCUUAGAAGCAGACACCACUUGUGUCUGUGAGGAAGGCCGCCACUGCACUAAUGAUGCCUGUGAGCACUGUGAUCUGCACACUUCCUGUGGCCUUGGAUUUGGGGUCAAGGAGCUGGGUACAGGGGCUUCUGAUACCAUCUGUGAACCUUGCCCGGAUGGCUUCUUCUCCAAUGUGUCAUCUGCUUCUGAAAAGUGUCACCCUUGGACAAGCUGUGAAAGAAAAUAUCUGGUGGCGCUCCAGGCGGGAACGAGCACUUCCGAUGCUGUCUGUGGUUUGCAGAAUCGGAGUCGAGCCCUUCUGGUGAUCCCUCUCGUUAUUGGGGUCCUGGUUGCCAUCUUGUUGAUGUCUCUGUACUUCACCAAGUUCCCAGGAAGGGUGUUCAGGAAGCCGAAGGAUAAGGGCCUCCACUGUACGGUUGACUGGCAAGGUCCUGUGGAAAUGGGUGACCCGGAUGAUUUCCUUGGCCACAACACCGGUGCUCCAGUGCAGGAGACUAUGCAUGGAUGUCAGCCAGUUACCCAGGAGGAUGGCAAGGAGAGCCGCAUCUCGGUGCAAGAGAGACAGUGAGACGGUGCCUACCUAGGACGUGGCAGCAUGGGCACAGAGCACCCGGAUGGAGAGCCUGGCACUUCUGCAGUGGUGACAGCAUGGAGAGGGGAGCUUAACUCUGACCAGGCACAGGCCCCUCUGCCUGCACUGCCAGAGUCUGAGAGCAGCCCUAGGCUCAGCAUGCGACACAGGACCAGUUCACCUCUGAGAACUUCGGUGCGGGUUUUGGAGCCCAUCCAACUGCCCUGCCUGCUUCUAAAGCUGGAGGGAGAGCUCUGGUGUUGGGAGAGUACAGGAACACCUCCCACAUCUCCCAACCCAACCUUGCAGUUUGGGGACCAGGCCUCACCACGUGAUUUCCAUGAGCCCAGGGAGGCAUAGACACCAAUGCCCACUGCAGCGCUGUUUGUCAUCGUGAAAAACUGGUGGCCACUGAACUGUCCAUCUGCAGGGGACUGUCUACAUAGAACUGGAAGCAUUUAUACAACAGGAUCUCAAAAACACUGCCACAUGAGAAAGUCAGAUGGCAUAUAUGAAAACUCCCAUAUAUAUACACUAUAUAUAAAAAUAUAAUAGUGUAUAUAAUAUGUGUAUAUAUUAACAUAUAAAUAUAGGAGAAUUGUGGAUCCAUGUAUAAAAAUAGCGUAUGUCAUAUAUAUAGGUAAGAAAGGGUUCUAGACAGAUAUAAAGAAAUCCUCAACUUGAA
This is a messenger RNA of Octodon degus (degu), 1579 nucleotides long. RefSeq names its product CD40 molecule (gene Cd40). The coding region runs from base 37 to 891 and encodes 284 amino acids. Gene Ontology annotation, cellular component: external side of plasma membrane; CD40 receptor complex. The record is from RefSeq and is a predicted model, not a curated record. Gene Ontology annotation, molecular function: protein binding; signaling receptor activity; antigen binding. The transcript has 9 exons. Gene Ontology annotation, biological process: positive regulation of canonical NF-kappaB signal transduction; inflammatory response; cellular response to tumor necrosis factor. Lineage: Eukaryota; Metazoa; Chordata; Mammalia; Rodentia; Octodontidae.